AUGGGUCUGCUCAGUUCCGGUGUCCCGGAUACGCCGACAGAACGGGGCGGUAGGUGCGGAGGAGGUGGAGGUAGGGGCGGAGGUGGCAAUGGCGGCAGCCGGGGCUCGGGGGGCGGCGGCGAUGGCGGUAGCCGGGGUUCGGGCAGCGGCGUCGGCAGUGGCGGUGGCGAGGGCUCCAACGUCGGCGGUACCGGUGGCGCGAACCGGGGCAAGCUCUAUACCAAUCAGGAGAGCAUUGCCGUGGUUAGGGCGUGGGAUGCCAUCACAUCGGACCCCGUGGUGGGCACCGAUCAGCCCGAGUGGAGCUUUUGGAGGCGCGUCAUGAUGGCGUACGAAGAGUUCAAACCCGACGGCGCCGAUAAGCGCGACCCAGAACAGCUCCGAAAAAAGUGGAGCAGGAUUCUGCGGGCUACCAAGCGGUUCGCGUCCAUUUACCAGAACAACCUUCUACACGCUGAGAGUGGCCGCAGCGAAACAGACGUGAAAGCCCUGUCGAUGGUUGAUGCAAGAACUGCAAGACGUAUGCAGCAAAUACGCAGCGGAAUCCGACCCGUACGUCAGGAACGUCUACUAGAGGCUCAUCACUCGGAUUGA
This is a messenger RNA of Salvia splendens (bonfire salvia), 594 nucleotides long. RefSeq names its product keratin-3, type I cytoskeletal 51 kDa-like. Bases 1 to 594 code for a protein of 197 amino acids. The record is from RefSeq and is a predicted model, not a curated record. The transcript has 2 exons. Lineage: Eukaryota; Viridiplantae; Streptophyta; Magnoliopsida; Lamiales; Lamiaceae.